AUGUCGUCCAAGGUCAAGGCUGGUCAGCUCUGGGGAAAGAGCAAGGAUGACCUCACCAAGCAGCUGGAGGAAUUGAAGACCGAGCUGAGCCAGCUCCGUGUCCAGAAGAUCGCUGGCGGUGCCUCCUCGAAGACCCACAGAAUCCACGACGUUCGCAAGUCGAUCGCUCGCGUUCUGACCGUCAUCAACGCCAACCAGCGCGCUCAGCUCCGCUUGUUCUACAAGAACAAGAAGUACACUCCUCUUGACCUCCGCCCCAAGCUCACCCGUGCUCUCCGCCGCCGUCUCACCAAGCACGAGGCUACCCUGAAGACCGAGCGCAAGCGCAAGCAGGAGAUCCACUUCCCCCAGCGGAAGUACGCUGUUAAGGCUUAA
Messenger RNA from Aspergillus luchuensis, 375 nucleotides. RefSeq names its product 60S ribosomal protein uL29 (gene RPL35). Gene Ontology annotation, molecular function: mRNA binding; structural constituent of ribosome. The coding region runs from base 1 to 375 and encodes 124 amino acids. Gene Ontology annotation, biological process: maturation of LSU-rRNA from tricistronic rRNA transcript (SSU-rRNA, 5.8S rRNA, LSU-rRNA); translation. Lineage: Eukaryota; Fungi; Ascomycota; Eurotiomycetes; Eurotiales; Aspergillaceae. Gene Ontology annotation, cellular component: ribosome; cytosolic large ribosomal subunit. The record is from RefSeq and is a predicted model, not a curated record. The transcript is spliced from 4 exons.